AUGGCACCCGGCCCCUCAUUCAAGAGUUUCUGGACAAAUUUCUUCCCGCCAAGCCCACAUUUCACCGAGAAAGAUGUCCCAGAUCUGAAGGGAAAGGUCUACAUCGUCACAGGCUCCAAUACAGGCAUCGGGAAGGAAGUAGCGCGUAUCCUCUACAGGAAAAACGCUAAAGUCUAUAUUGCUGCACGGUCCGAGGAGAAAGCCAAGCGUGCCAUCGAGAGUAUCAAAGCUACCGCUCCCGGCUCAACAACCGGCGAGCUCAUCUUCCUUCUUCUCGAUCUCGCCAAUCUCUUCAGCGUCCAGGCCGCGGCGCAUCAAUUCCUCGCCCAGGAGCAGAAGCUCAAUGUCCUCUUCAACAAUGCCGGCAUCAUGGUACCGCCUGUGGAACCCCCGCUGAAGACGGCACAGGAUUACGAACUUUCAAUAGGCGUGAACUGCGUCGGCACAUUUCUCUUCACUAAGCUCUUGACGCCCCUACUCGUCUCGACUGCAAAGUUGGAGCCGGCCGACACGGUCCGUGUUGUCUGGCUCUCCUCGUUCGGGCUUGAGAUUUCCGGACACGAGAACGUGGGCGUCUCCGUCGACAACCUCGACUACCAUAUCCCGAAGCCCGCUAACGAUCGCUAUGGGGUCAGCAAGAGCGGCGUCUGGGCUCUGGGCGUCGAGUACGCUAGACGCCACAAAGCCGACGGUAUAGUUAGCGUGCCGAUUAACCCCGGAAACCUUCAAACCGAGCUCCCCAGAGAUCAGGGCGCCGUAUUGAAGCUUGUGGCCUGGUUAAUGUGCUAUCCCGCCGUUAAUGGGGCAUAUACGCAGUUGUAUGCCGCCUUCUCCCCCGAAAUCACGAUUGAAAAGGCGAAUUGGUCUGAGAAUUGGGUGAUUCCGUGGGGAAGACUCCACCCGCUUAGACCAGAUCUGCCCCAGGCCACAAAGCUCGCAUCUGAGGGUGGAACAGAAGGCACAUCCAAGUUUUGGGAUUGGAAUGAGGAACAGAUCAAGCAGUACCUUUGA
Molecule: messenger RNA, 1011 nt
Organism: Pseudomassariella vexata
Lineage: Eukaryota; Fungi; Ascomycota; Sordariomycetes; Amphisphaeriales; Pseudomassariaceae
Product: putative short-chain dehydrogenase
Exons: 2
Coding region: 1-1011 (336 amino acids)
Molecular function (GO): oxidoreductase activity
Source: RefSeq, a predicted model, not a curated record